UCAUCAGUCACAAAAAAUUAGCAACGCGUUUCACUGGUCAAGCUUAAAUAGCAAUUAACGACCUAAACAGUUAUUAAGUCAUUAAAAGAAGCAAAAUAAAUUGUUAUUUACUAGUCUAUCAUAGCCGUCUGGUGUGAUUUAUAACAUGAAACAAUAACAAUUAUUUCUUAUUUUAAUUUGAAUAUAAGAUUAUUAAUUGUUCCUUAUGGAUUAAUUCAAAAGUUCAAUGGCUUUAUUAUCAUAGAUAUACAGUCAAGUGUCAAAAAUUAUAUUUUUUUUAAACUGGACAGACAACGAAAGUGCAGUGAUGGGUUGUGAAUUAUCUAAACUGGCAACAUCAGACUUCAGCCACGAUCCUUUCCACCGUCCACCGCCUCCUGCUGACCCCAGGUCACCUCUAACAACCAAGCAACAAUACUGCAUUCGUGCAUCAUGGAAGGGAAUCUUCAGACAAAUCGAGAAGACUGGAAUUAUCUUGUUUAUCAAAUUAUUCGAGGAAAACGAGGAACUUCUCCAUUUGUUCGAGAAAUUUCGUGAGCUUCGUACCAAAGAAGCUAUAGUAAGUUCCGCGGAAUUAGCUGAACAUGCAACGCAGGUCAUGCACACAUUGGACGAAGGUAUCAAAGGCUUGGGUGACAUGGACUCAUUCUUCGCGUAUAUCCGACACAUCGGAAGUACACACAGACAAGUUCCUGGAUUCAAAGCCGAAAACUUUAUGAAAAUCGAGCAACCGUUCCUAGAAGCGGUCAAGACGACACUGGGCGACAGAUACACGCCUAAUAUUGAGAAUAUUUACAAAAUCACUAUCAGGUUCAUUCUGGAGAACUUGGUGAAGGGCUAUGAAGAUGCUCUUCCAAGGGAAUAAACUUACGAGACUUGAAGAAGUUGACGCCGAUAUACGCAAUAAAAACAGCUGCUGAAAAUUAAUGACAUUAUAUUAUUAGCCUCGACUUUCAGCAUAAAAUAAGCAUUUACAUAGCUUUAUUGUUAAACAUUUCUAUGAGUCUACAAACUCUGUUUUUUGUUAACCUUUUUUACCGCGUAUACCUCGAUGUAGUGGGGUGAUGUUCUAUUUCAAGUAGUUUAGCUUAGUUGCAUAAUACAAGCUUGUUUUCUAGUAUAAGCUAGUGUGUCACGAAAUAUAAUAACAACUAAUCCAUCAAUAGUGGUUCCAGUAUGUGCUACUUGAAUAAUGUUUCCGCCUAUAUAUUAGGCACCACCUCCACGUGGAUAUGUUUGCCAUGUCGACCACCGGCGAUGUAGUGGCAGCGAGACGACGAGUGGCUUGACGCGAAUAAUGCUGCGAGAGAGCAACUCCUCCUCCUCGCGUCGUUUUCCUCAUUACUGAAGCUCGUGACUCCCCCGCUGCAUCAGUUUCUCCCGUACGAUUUCGCUCCAUCUGCUGCGAUCCUUAGCUUCAUGAAGGUCAUUGUGGAAGUUGACGUUCAGUGAAGAUCGUAUUUGAUCCGACCAUCUCGUGGGACUGCGUCCUCUGGGACGUUUCCCAUCUACCUUACCUGUCACCAUCAGCUUUUCAAGAUUGUGACCCUUUUUACGAGCAAUAUGUCCGAAAAAUUCCAGCACCCUACCAGGUAGAGCACAACUAACGCUCUGUCAAAUGAAGUCUUUUCACCAAAAUAUUUGUUUAAUAAUAUGUUGUCUUUAUCAAGUACCGAGUCCAUAGUGACGUGAUACGCUGUCUAAUUGUCGUCUCGUGGAGAUUACCUUACGCAAACACUAUAUUAUAAUAGUACAAGUACCUGAAGUUGU
Leptidea sinapis is the source of this 1770-nucleotide messenger RNA. Its product is annotated as neuroglobin-like. Lineage: Eukaryota; Metazoa; Arthropoda; Insecta; Lepidoptera; Pieridae. The transcript is spliced from 4 exons. The coding region runs from base 308 to 865 and encodes 185 amino acids. Gene Ontology annotation, molecular function: heme binding; oxygen binding. The record is from RefSeq and is a predicted model, not a curated record.